Messenger RNA from Haliotis rufescens (red abalone), 3924 nucleotides. RefSeq names its product protein O-mannosyl-transferase TMTC4-like. The coding region runs from base 107 to 2371 and encodes 754 amino acids. The record is from RefSeq and is a predicted model, not a curated record. Gene Ontology annotation, cellular component: endoplasmic reticulum. The transcript is spliced from 17 exons. NCBI's taxonomy places the organism in Eukaryota, Metazoa, Mollusca, Gastropoda, Lepetellida, Haliotidae. Gene Ontology annotation, molecular function: mannosyltransferase activity; protein binding. Gene Ontology annotation, biological process: protein O-linked glycosylation via mannose; endoplasmic reticulum unfolded protein response.
CGCCACUGAAUAUCAAGCGUUCCUAAAUUACAUUCACGGCCCAAACAGGACCUGGUGAAGCAUGGAAUAGCCAGAUAAUAUAUCAGUCAUCAUAGUAAGCGCUGAGAUGUCCAGGCCAAGAUUCCUCAAGACCAACAUGAGCAACUCCCAGCAACCAGAGUGGGAUGACGUGCUGCCUGUACCCAAACUCAGCUUCUCUGUGGCAUCUGUCAUCGUCUUCUGUCUGGCGGUACUGUGUUUCGCGAACAGCUAUGAUGGGGAGUUUGUUCUUGAUGACAGCGUGGCCGUCAAACAUAACAAAGACUUGCUUCCCGGAACACCACUCUCUACCCUGUUUGCUCACGACUUCUGGGGGAACACGCUGGGCAAUAGAAGCCACAAAUCUUACAGACCCCUCACCGUUAUGACGUACAGAUGGAACUACGCAUGGUCAGGAUCUCUGCACCCUGAAGGCUUCCACGUUGUCAACAUCAUCCUGCACGGCUUGGUGUCGGUCAUCUUCCUGGCAGUAUUCUCUGUCCUCAUGUCUGGUUACCAGGUGGACCAGGAAUCUGCCAGGCCGGUGUUUGCCUCGCCCCGAGCUGCUCUCCUGUGUGCUGUGUUGUUUGCUGUGCAUCCCAUUCACACUGAAAGUGUAGCAGGGGUCGUGGGUCGGGCUGAUCUGCUGUGUGCCUUGACCUUCCUCCUUUCAUUCCUGCUGUAUGCCAGGGCCUGCCUCUCACCUUCAUCCCUGGCGAGUUACCGUCCCGCAUCCUUCUCCCUGGUGUCUGUACUGGCCAGUAUGUGUCUGUGUGUCGUGUCCACCUUCUGUAAGGAGCAGGGCAUCACUGUCAUAGGCAUCUGUAGCGUGUUUGACAUCGUCGUUGUGUGUGAAGUGGACCCAUUCCAGUGGCUCGGACUUAAGAAGGCAAAGGACUCUUUAAAGAAGUUUAACCGACCUCCAUGGGUUAAUGGUCUCCUCCAGCGCCACCUCAUCCUGUUCAUUACCGGCGUGUCUCUCCUCAGCAUCCGACUGCAGGUCAUGGGAUCAACACCUCCUGUAUUCGAAGUGGAUGCUAACCCACACUCUUUUGUCAAUGGCACAAUAUUAAGAGUUUUAAACUACAAUUACCUCUACGCAAUCAACACUUGGUUGCUGUUGAAUCCAUGGUGGCUGUGCUGUGAUUGGUCGAUGGGCUGUAUACCUGUCAUCACCUCAUUGGCUGAUCCCAGAAUACUGGCAGACAUAGCUCUCUGGACUGUCUUUGGUGCCUUGAUAUUCCAUUGUUGGAAUGGUGAUCUUACACGUAAUCGCCGGAUCCUGAUAACCUCCCUGGCAGUGUUGGGUAUUCCCUUCCUGCCCGCCAGCAACCUGUUUUUCCGUGUGGGCUUCGUGAUCGCAGAGAGGAUCCUGUACCUGUCCUGUGCUGGCUUCUGUAUGUUGGUGGUGCUCGGGGCAAGGCAGAUAUGUUACAAAUUUCAUUCCACUGCUAGACAGAUAGUCUCAGCUGGCUUCAUAUUCCUCACAGUUGUGUUUGUUCUUCGGUCUAUUCAGAGAAGUAACGAAUGGAGAGUCCCGCUGGCUUUGUUCACGUCAGGAGAUAGAGUCUGCCCAAACAAUGCAAAGAUUCAGCUUGGACAGGCCCUGUAUUAUGAUUCUGUCAACAAUACAGACUACGCCAUGAUAAAAUACAGACAGACUAUCGAGUUGAAUCCUCGAGAGAACACAGCAAUGCUCAACCUGGCCGUCAUCCUCAGACGUAAAGGCGAAAUCCUUGAAGCCGAGCAGCUGCUGGAGAGAUCUAUCACUAUCGGAUCGGUCAACACAGAGGCGUUGAUGAACCUCGGCGUGGUUCGAGCAGAACUGAAAAAGAAUAAACUGGCAGAGGAAAGCCUUCUUGAGGCUAUUCGACAAAACAAUAAAUGCGCAGACUGCUACUUUAAUCUUGGGAACCUGUACCGAGACACGGGACGGCCGACAGAGGCAGUCAGUGCAUGGGGGAAUGCUACACAUAUUUACCCCCACUACACGUCAGCCUGGAAAAACUCCAUCCUGCUUCUUGAUGACCUGGGGAAGUACGACCAUGCUAUUGAGGUUGGUAAGGCAGCAUUGAAGGCACUCCCAAAAGAAGCAGAUCUGAUAUUUCAUGUGGCCAAUAUUUACAUCCUGGCAGAUAAGUACAAGGAGAGUGAGGACCUCUUCCUGGCUGGUAUACAGAUAGACGAACACAGCGCCCGAUUCCAUCAAAAUCUAGGUGUAUUAUAUCAUCGAUGGGGAAAGAAUGAGAAAGCCGAGGCAGCCUUCACGCGGGCAGUACAACUUAACCCAAAUGAUGCGACGUACGCUAAAAACCUGCAGCUGAUUCAAGCCAAAAUAAGAAACAACGUAUAGGCAAUAUUUGACGUGCAGAUACCAAUUUCAUAUUCGUUAGAAACUAUAAACUCAGUGGCAGCUACUUGGCAUUCAAAGAAACCAAAGGCUGGAUGAUAUAACGUAAGGCGUGGCCUCAAUAUACCGAUGGAACACCGUUUCUGCACAUACUAAAAGGCUGGCUCCCGAAAAGUACUGUAACCUAAAUUCGUCACAACGAAAUUUCUUUUCUGUACAUGACUUCAGCGGUGUAACAACCACUCAGGACUUAUGUGUGAUAAAACUUGGAAUGAACGCCUGGUGGUUACCCCAGAUUGAGCUAAUAUAGCAAUGGCGACCCACAUCUACGAAGGGCCAGUCAAGGUAGCAUCAGUGACGCGCGUGUAUAUUUUGGAAUAUAUUCACACAAUCAAUCCACAAACAAGCUCAUCUACAGACUGAAAUGGAUUAUGUAACCGAAGAUGACACCCACAAGGUAUACCACCAAUACGUUAACUGUGAAUCUUGACACUGAUGGUUCUUGUGAGUUUACUGUGAGGAACGUCUUUGUCAGCGAAUAGCUCUUGAGUUAUGUUUGGUUUGACCUGAAAUAUCCUGGUAUUGUGAAACACUUUCAACUAGCGAGUAGCUUUGGAGUUAUAUUUGUUUUGACCUGAAAUAUCUUGGCAUUGUGAAAUACUUUCAAUCAGCGAGUAGCUCUGGAAUGAUGUUUUGUUUGACCUGAAAUAUCCUGAAAUAUCCUGGCAUCGUGAACUACUUUCAACCAGCGAGUAGCUUUGGAGUUAUGUUUGGUUUGACCUGAAAUAUCCUGGCAUUGUGAACUACUUUCCAACAGCGAGUAGCACUGGAGUUAUAUUUUUUUUGACCUGAAAUAUCCUGGCAUUGUGAAAUACUUUCAAACAGCGAGUAGCUUUGGAGUUAUGUUUGGUUUGACCUGAAAUAUCCUGAUAUCUUUGCAUCGUGAACUACUUUCAACCAGCGAGUAGCUUUGGAGUUAUGUAUGAUUUGACCUGAAAUAUCCUGGCAUCGUGAACUACUUUCAACCAGCGAGUAGUACUGGAGAUAUGUUUGUUUUGACCUGAAAUAUCCUGAAAUAUUCUGGCAUUGCGAACUACUUUCAACCAGCGAGUAGCUCUGGAGUUAUAUUUGUUUUGACCUGAAAUAUCUCGGCAUUGUGAAAAACUUUCAAUCAGCGAGUAGCUCUGGAAUUAUGUUUUGUUUGACCUGAAAUAUCCUGAAAUAUCUGGCAUCGUGAACUACUUUCAACCAGCGAGUAGCUUUGGAGUUAUGUUUGGUUUGACCUGAAAUAUCCUGAAAUAUCCUGGCAUCGUGAACUACUUUCACCCAGCGACUAGGUACAAUGUGUGAAGCACAUUUAUGGUGUCCCUCGCCGUGAUAUUGCUGGAAUAUUGCUAAAAGCAGCGUAAAAUCAUAGUUACUCACUCACUCAUAAUGUGAGGAUGUUGCUGGUUAUAAGGUAAGGAUAUCGUGACAGUAUGGAAGAGAGUAGCGCCAAAUGUCAAGCAAUCUCAAAGUACCUAGUAGCUGAGUACGUUUCACAAUAAACUCUUACA